Messenger RNA from Cyclospora cayetanensis, 372 nucleotides. Its product is annotated as formin-like protein 12. The record is from RefSeq and is a predicted model, not a curated record. The transcript has a single exon. Lineage: Eukaryota; Apicomplexa; Conoidasida; Eucoccidiorida; Eimeriidae. Bases 1 to 372 code for a protein of 123 amino acids.
AUGGGAGCUCCCCCCCUCUCCCCGCUCACUGCGGGGGGUUCUCCCUACUACCCCAUGGCGGGGGCCCCCCCUCCGCACGCGGUGUAUCCGCAGGUGGGCCCCAUGGCCGGGGGCCUCGACACGCAGUACUGGUUCCAUUUGAUGCACAGUCAAAACGGCUUCUGGGGGCCCCCGGGGCCCCCCCGAGCGUACGGCAGCCCCCAGACCAUGGGCCUCCCCAGGGGCACUCCCUAUCCGCCUGGGGGCCUCCGCUACGUCUACGGGGCCCCGGGGGCCCUCAGCCUAGAGGCCCCAGGGGGCCCUCAAGAAAACCCCUUCUGUGCAUCGCUUGAGGAGCUCAGCGCUGCUGCCCCUCGCUUCUAUGAAGACUGA